Mizuhopecten yessoensis (Yesso scallop) is the source of this 592-nucleotide messenger RNA. Its product is annotated as protein TsetseEP-like. Bases 1 to 492 code for a protein of 163 amino acids. The transcript has 2 exons. Lineage: Eukaryota; Metazoa; Mollusca; Bivalvia; Pectinida; Pectinidae. The record is from RefSeq and is a predicted model, not a curated record.
AUGGUCAACCAGAUAGCCGCUCUAACUGGAUUCAGGUUGGUCGGUUCCGACACGGUCUUUUUGAAAUGCACCAUUAACGUGUGCGCCCAUGAUUGUAAAGUUACUUUGUUGUGUUCGUUUUGUAUUUUGAUACUUUCAUCCUUUAUAGCCGACCCCAAGUUCAAGCCCGACCAGAAGUCAGAGCCCGACCCCAAGUCAGAUCCACGCCGCAAAUCAGAGCCCGACCCCAAGUCAGAGCCCGACCCCAAGUCAGAGCCACGUCGCAAGGCAGAGCCCUGCCCCAAGUCAGAGCCACGCCGUAAGUCAGAGCCCGACCCCAAGUCAGAGCCACGCCGCAAAGCAGAGCCCGACCCCAAGUCAGAGCCACACCGCAAGUCAGAGCCCGACCCCAAGUCAGAGCCCGACCCCAAGUCAGAGCCACGCCGCAAAUCAGAGGCCGACCCCAAGUCAGAGCCACACCGCAAGUCAGAGCACGACCCCAAGUCAAAGUGACGCCGGAACUCAAAGAAAGAGUAAAAAACGAAAAGGUGGCAAGCACCCAUCAACUGUUCAUUAUGCAACGUUGAAAUUAACCGUCCGUGACACAUUAUUA